AUGGCUGCGGCGCAGCUGCCGAGCGACCUCGCUGGGGCCUGCCAUGCGUCAGCUUUGCUCCUCGCGCAGCAUGGACAAGCUCUGCAGCAGGUACUAGCAAGCUUACAGGCGGUCCUGGCUCAGGCUGCAAAGGCCGCUGAGGUGCCCAGGCCAGACAGCGACUGCAGCUUAACCUCCAGACAGCAGGAGAAGAAAGUGGACGAGCCGCUAGAAGUUGUCGUCGAGCCAAGCUGCGGAGGAGACACAGGGAAGAGUUCGAAGCACACCGGGAAGCCUGUUGAGACAACUUCUGCUGCAGAACAGACUUGGACAGUGUCCCCACAGCGCAACGGCUGUGACGGCUGUGUGGCGUGCACGCCCUGUGCACCACCGGCUCAGCAGGCUCAGCAGCCCCAGGUAUCUUCAGGAUGUCCGAGCUGCCCCCAGCAAGCAAAGGGUUGCGGCAAAGGUCGAGGAUGGGAACCAUGGCCCAAAUUCUACGAUCCGGAGCCGCGUUUUGAUGGUUGGACCAGCCUGGAGUGGAAGGAGUGGGUCUCUUCCAGCUGUGGCUCUCGGUGGUGCCACAACAAGAAAGCCGAAGCCGACAUGCUAGCAGAUUGGAUGGUGGCCUGUCUUGAUAUGCACAGAACCAUCAGGGAUGCCCGGCUCCGUGAGUGCAAGCCAAGCCGAGCCUCCUUGCGACGCCUAGCUGUUCUGUCAUGCAUAUCCCUGGCUCGGCCUAGCAGGGCAAGAGCGGAACGGCCGAAGGGGCCGAAGGGGCCGAAGAAUACAGCCAAAGUUGCUCUCAUAACAGGGGCAUCGACAGGAAUCGGCAGGGCGACAGCGCAAGAGCUGUGCCAAAGCAGCUUGUAUUCAAAAGUUUUCCUUGCAGGGCAUAACGAAGCAAAGACCAAAGCGACUAUUGACGAGAUAUGCUCGCCUUCAAAGCUGGAGUAUCUCCCGUUGGAGCUUUCUUCCUUUCAAUCAGUUCGGCAAGCCGCCAAACAGUUCCAGGAUACCGGGUUACCUUUGCACACCUUGGUUUGCAAUGCGGCCGUGAUGGCGUUGCCACAGAGGCAGGUGUCCGUUGAUGGCAACGAACUCCAGCUCGAAGUCAACUACCUCAGCCACUUCUUGCUCGUUAACUUGUUGAUACCGCAGCUUUCGAAAGCUGGAACGGAUGAUGAUCCUGCAAGGAUCAUCAAUGUGUCGUCCUCGGCUCAUUUCGUCCGGAGCCCGCUGGCCUUUGGUGACAUGGAGGACCUAAAUCUAUCAGGUCGUGAAGGCGAUAGACAUGCAUACUAUCCCUGGACGGCUUACGGGCAGUCGAAGCUUGCACAGGUGAUGUUCACCUACGAACUUGCUAAGAGACUGAAAGCUCAGAGCUUGCCGAUCGUGGCCAACGCGCUGGACCCUGGAAUAGUGGAUACCGAGCUGCAGCGUUAUCUUCCAACCAAGGCACCGGCUGCAUUGAUGAAGUUGGCAAAGACACCCGAGCGUGGGGCGGAAAUUCCGGUGCUCCUGGCGACGACGGAAGCUGGAUUGUCUUCAGGCGGAUACUGGGUCGAUGGACAGCUAUCGGAAAGCUUGGGCCGUGGGAAGUCUCCGAUGCCUAUGAACUCCGAGCUCGCUGUGGAAGGGACGACCUCCUACGAUGAAAGUGCUUGGCGGGUUCUGGACAUCGGUGGAGAGCCUGGAUUCCUUGCCGCAUCGCUUCUCGAUCGAGGUAUAGCUGUGACAGUGGUCGACGGGCAUUGGGGGAAGACGGGCAAGAGUAACGGUCACACGCAACUGCAGGAGGCGAAGGUGGAUGGCCUACCGUCACCUCAACUCCGGACUAUCUGCGCCAACUUCGACGCAGACUUCGUAGAAGAGCACAAAGACCUGGUUGAGAAUGCCAGCGCCAUUGUGUCCUUGUAUGGAGACGAAGCAACAACGCCUUGCCUGCAGUAUGCAGCCAUCGCAAAGAUACCUUGCGUGGUGAUACCCUGCAACGAAUGUGUGCGCUUCUACCCGCCCCACCAGCGCAACUACGAGGGCUAUUGUCAGGCUCUGUUGUCCUUCGCCAACGAUCAGGGUGGCCGGUUCCAGCGUGCAGCCCUGGAGGGUGCACCGUUUUCCCGUAUGCUGUUGGUGCAGCUUCCAGACUCUGACGAGUUUCGGCAGACUCGAGAGAAGCUUGAGUCGCACUGGCAGCAGACACAGCAACAGUGGCAGCAGCAGUGGCAGCAGCAGCAGCAGUGGCAACAGCAGUGGCAGCAGCAGCAUUGGCAACAGCAGCAAUGGCAACAGCAGCAGUGGCAACAGCAGCAGUGGCAACGGCAGCAGUUGCAGCAAGGCAACCAGCAACUGUGCCAACAGCAGCAAUGCCGCCACCAACAAAAUAACACCCCAAUGCAGCCUUUCCAGCAGAUGCAACACUCAAUGCAAGCUCAAACUACGAGUCCAGUUGCAGGGUAG
This is a messenger RNA of Symbiodinium necroappetens, 2439 nucleotides long. NCBI's taxonomy places the organism in Eukaryota, Dinophyceae, Suessiales, Symbiodiniaceae. The record is from the annotation of a GenBank genome assembly.